AUGCGCCAGAGCCAAUCAGAUGACUUCCCCGCUCUAAUGACAGUAUUAGCUGGCCGAGCUCUCGACAGUGAAGACCUUAGGAUACUGGAUUCCACCUAUUCAGAAGAAUCAGAGAAAAUUGCGCGAUAUCUGACUACCCUGACGAAACCAUUAGGCAUGGAUGAAAAAGAAUACGCCAAAUUCUGCAGAAAAGCAACCAAAUAUGUUGUGGAAGCAGAUCAACUUUUUAGGCGAGCAGGAUCUGGAGUACCCCUAAGGCGUGUUGUGGACGACUUGGAACAACGCAGACAAAUCCUACACAUGAUGCAUGAUGAAUUUGGCCAUAAAGGGCGAGAAGGAACUUACUCCACCUUACAAGCUCGAUACUGGUGGCCAGGGAUGUAUAAAGAUGUGUCAGCCUAUGUGAAACACUGUUCCCAAUGUCAACUAAGAGAUUCGCAAAGGUUAAGUGAAGAGGUUCAUCCUACCUGGGCUCCUAUCUGUUGGGAGAAAGUUGGGGUGGAUAUCAAGCACAUGCCUUCUUUUCCAUCCAUGCCCAAUGGUUUCGUCAGGGUAGUCAGAUAUCGUGCAAUCUUCUCUGAUUCUUCUGAAUAG
Molecule: messenger RNA, 594 nt
Organism: Coccidioides immitis RS
Lineage: Eukaryota; Fungi; Ascomycota; Eurotiomycetes; Onygenales; Onygenaceae
Exons: 2
Coding region: 1-594 (197 amino acids)
Source: RefSeq, a predicted model, not a curated record